Labrus bergylta (ballan wrasse) is the source of this 4701-nucleotide messenger RNA. It is a transcript of the gene trpm4a, whose product is annotated as transient receptor potential cation channel, subfamily M, member 4a. The record is from RefSeq and is a predicted model, not a curated record. Gene Ontology annotation, molecular function: ligand-gated calcium channel activity; calcium-activated cation channel activity. Gene Ontology annotation, biological process: calcium ion transmembrane transport. NCBI's taxonomy places the organism in Eukaryota, Metazoa, Chordata, Actinopteri, Labriformes, Labridae. Gene Ontology annotation, cellular component: plasma membrane.
UGUAAAGAAUGAGUCACCCUCCACCGACGCCCCUCAAGCCCUGUGGGCGGGGCAGAAAGGAGGCUGUGGGUGGAGCUAAAGGGCAUGUUUGUUAAUCUGUUUCUUGAUGACCCUGAUGUGUGUUGCUGGAGCAUUUUGACCUCCUGGAACUAAAGGGUGAACAGCUGACCAACAUCCUUCUGAGCAGACUUAAGCUGCAGCGGAGCAGGAUGAAGGAGCAGGAGAACGGAGGACGAGGGAAGGCUGGCAGCAGGAAGGAGGAAGAUCAGAGCUGGAUCCCAAAGGUCAUCAAGAAGAGGAUCUGCUCCACGUUCGUAGAAGACUCCUCCAGUAACGGGGCGUUGUGUCAGUGUGGUGGCGUGCGUGAGCAGCAUGGCUCGGUGGCUACAGGAGAUUUCUUUGGAGCGGCGAUCGUCACUCAGUGGGACAGCAGACAGCACUCCUCUGAGGGUCCCACUGACGCCUACGGGGAGCUGGAGUUCGCCGGCGUUGGACGCAGACACAGCCAUUUUCUCCGUCUGUCAUGUGACACGCCCCCUCAGAUCGUCUACAACCUGAUGACGCAGCGCUGGGGGCUCCCCUCCCCCAACCUGGUGGUGUCUGUGGUGGGGGGGGAGGGCCCGGAGAAGAUCAAACCGUGGGUGAGAGACGUCAUCAGGAACGGACUGGUGAGAGCUGCGCAGAGCACAGGUGCGUGGAUCCUGACGGGGGGUCUGAGGGAGGGCGUGGCCCGCUGUGUGUGCGAGGCAGUGAGGGACCAUGGGGCGGCGGCUCCGGCUCUGACCCAGAAGAAGGUGAUCGCACUGGGCGUGGCUCCGUGGGGGCUGGUCCAUAACAGACAGCAGCUCGUCAACGCUCAGGGCAGCUUUCCUGCUCGUUACCACGUCCAGGACACGUCUCAUGACUCCUGCUGUCUGGAUAAUAACUGUCAGGCGUUCCUCCUGGUGGAUGAUGGGAGUGUUGGCCGGCGGGGUGGAGAGACCGGCUUCAGGGCCAGCCUGGAGGACUACAUUUCCCAUCAGCGCACUGGCAUCUGGGGAAGUGGCAGUAUAGAGAUCCCCGUGCUCUGUAUGCUGAUCUCAGGAGAUUCCAGCAUGCUGGAGAGGUUAGACUCCUCCCUCAGGAAACAGACCCCUUGGUUGGUCCUGUCUGGUUCUGGUCCGGCUGCAGACUUCAUCAGUGAGCUGCUGACUGACGUCUCCCCCUCCUCCCCCCCCGCAGAGGGGGAGGCUGCUGAGGGCCUCAGCACGGAGCUCCGCGACAGAGUCCGUGACAGGCUGCGGAGAUACUUCACUGCCGAGACUGAGAUGGAGAGACUGCUGGACAAAGCUCUGAGUAUCUUCCAGCACAGAGAUCUCAUCACGGUGUUUCAUGGCGCUCAGGAGUCUUCAGAGGAGUUUGAUACAGUUCUUCUCAAAGCUCUGGUUGGAGCCAGUAAACGAGUGUCCAGUGAAGCCAGCGAGUACACCGACGAGCUCAAAUUGGCCGUGGCGUGGAACAGAGUGGACAUCGCCAAGACGGAGUUGUUCAACGGAGCCAUCCAGUGGAAGUAUGAGGACCUGGAGGACUUGAUGACAGACGCCCUGAUAAAUGACAAACCGACGUUUGUGCGUCUGUUCUGUGAGAACGGUCUGAACAUCGUGGACUACCUGUCUUACGGCCGUCUGGAGAGUCUGUACCGCUCUCUGUCUGACAGCUCGCUCGCCUACAUCCUGCUGCAGAGACGUCUGAGCGAGCGGCAGGACCUCGCCGGGACGCUGCCUCGCCUGGACCCUGUGACAUCACCGCUCAAAAGUCCACAGAGCGCGCUCAGUGGCACCGCCUCCGCCAUGGAGCUGAACCUGUACGAGGUGUCUCGGCUGCUGUGGGACCUGCUGGGUGACGUCUGUCAGCCUUUCUAUUACGGACCUCUGGGCCUGGACCACAACACCAGCACCAGGAGGGCUCUGAAGCACGUCAACAAGAUGCUUCUUGGGGAGUGUCUGUACCGGGACCGGCGCUGCCUGACCCCCUGGUCCGCCCUCUUCAUCUGGGCCGUGCUGCAGAACCGUAGCGAGAUGGCGAUUUACUUCUGGGAGAUGGCGGGGGAGUCGGUGCUGAGCGCUCUGUCUGGCUGUAAGAUACUCAGAGAACUCUCUCGGCUGGAGAUUGAGACGGAGAACAAAGUGUCCAUGAAGGAGCUCGCUCAGAGGUUUGAAGACCUCGCACAAGAUGUGUUUGGAGAGUGUUACCAGAACAGUGAGAGCCGCUCCUUCACUCUCCUUAUAAGGACGUCUCCGGUGUGGGGCGGAGCUACUUGUCUACAGAUGGCCACAGCAGCAGACGCCCGCCUGUUCUUCAGCCAUGAUGGCGUUCAGUCUCUGCUGUCUCAGAUCUGGUGGGGCGACAUGGAGCGCAGCACGGAGGUCUGGAAGCUGGUCCUCACCUUCUUCCUGCCCCCCCUCCUCUACACCAAGCUCAUCAGCUUCAGGGAGCAGGAGGAGGAGGUGAAGUCUGUGGAGUUCAAUCAGUACAGAGACACAGACAGUCUAGAGGGAAACGACGCCACGGUCUGCUCCUUCGCCGACAUCACACAGAAUGAAGAAGAAGCUGAGGAGCUCAGAGCUCUGAAAGAAAACCUGAAAGAGCCUUCACCUUCAAACUCAAAGAGGCCGUUCAUCUUGUCGCGGUGGAGACAGUUCUGGUUUGCUCCCGUCACCUCCUUCCUAGGGAAUGUGCUCAUGUACUUCCUGUUCCUCUGCCUAUUUGCAUACGUUCUGCUGGUGGACUUCAAGCCCCCGCCCCCCAAAGGUCCGUCCACCCUGGAGUUUGUGCUCUACUUCUGGGUCUUCACCUUGGUGUGUGAAGAGAUCAGACAGACGUUCUUCAUGGGCAGCAACUUCGUGAUCCAAAGUAUGAAGAACUACAUCCAGGAUGUCUGGAACAAAUUUGACUUCACUGCCAUCUCUCUCUUCAUGCUCGCUCUCUGCUGCAGGAUGUUCCCCGAGUCGUACGAGUUCGGUCGGGCUGUGAUGGCCAUCGACUUCUUGGUCUUUACUCUUCGCCUGAUCCACAUCUUCGCCAUCCACAAACAGCUGGGACCAAAGAUCAUCAUCGUGGGCAAGAUGAUGAAGGACGUCUUCUUCUUCCUCUUCUUCCUCGCCGUGUGGCUCAUGGCGUACGGAGUAGCCAAUCAGGCGCUCCUCUACCCAUACGACCCGCGUCCCAACUGGAUAUUCCGGCGAGUCUUCUACAGACCGUACCUGCACAUCUUUGGACAGAUUCCAAUAGACGAGAUGGACGCUGAUAAACGGGAGGAGAACAAAUGUACCAACAACGCCACACUGAUCGAGGCCGGAGAGGAGCCGUGUAUGAGCACGUACGCUAACUGGCUGGUGGUCAUCCUGCUGGUCAUCUACCUGCUGUUCACCAACAUCGUGCUGGUCAACCUGCUCAUCGCCAUGUUCAGCUACACCUUCUCUAAGGUCCAGGGGCGCAGUGACACCUACUGGAAGUUUCAGCGCUACAACCUGAUCGUGGAGUACCACUCGAGGCCCUGCUUAGCCCCGCCCUUCAUCAUCAUCUCACACCUCCACCUGGUCGUAAAGAGAUACGUCCGACAGAUCCCCUCGGUCAAGAGCAAACACUUUGUCCUGGAGCUGCGCGGCAGGAAGGCGAGCCGGCUCAACACGUGGGAGGUGAUCCAGAAAGAAAACCUGCUGUCAGCUCAGAACAAGAGAGUGAGAGAGAGCGACACGGCCCGACUCAAAAACACAUCCACCAAGGUGGACAGCGUGCUGAGGCAGAUGUCAGAGAUCCGUGACCACGACCUAAGGCUGCGCCUGUUGGAGUCUGAGUUGGAGUACUGCUGCAGCGCCCUCUGCUGGAUGACAGAGGCUCUGUCUCUGAGCGGUCUGUUAAAAACUGAUCGCCCCCCCCCUCCUCUCCCCCCCUCUGCUCAGAGGUGAAGUCCACUGAAAACUUUUCUUAACAUUAAAAAAAGUUAAUUUGUGAUUCAGAAGUUUAAAUUAUGUAAACUGUUUUCUUCUUCUGUAGUAUAUCUGACAGCUCUGUCUCCAAGCUGAGUCUUUGAACUCCUGAAUGAAUACACACGCGUGUACGUCAUCACGUUAGGUAGUCGGGGAUUUUCCCAAUAACCUCCGAGUUCUUUGGCUUUUAAUCCAAUAGACUAAUUUAAAUGUUCCGUUAACACUCGACCUCUGCAUCGGACGGCAACGCAUCGCAUCUAUGUGUAAAAUGACUGUCGAGUUGUGAUCCCGUGCGUGAGCGGUGACAUAACCUUUUCAAACUGAACCUGUUCAAGCUGCUGUAAACACGUGAACCAAAGACACAAACUGCUGCGCUCUUCACAGCUUUAGAUUGCUUUGGGUCGCGCUUCAUCAGUGUGCCGCUGUUUCCAGUGACAAAGCUCUAAACAACCUUCCACACAGCGACACUUUUAACAGCUAAAGACACGGGAGAUAUUUCUCUGAGGAGCCGGUGGAGACCAAACACAGAGCCUAGAGGAUCUCACUUAAAGCCAUCAAGACCAGAAAGAGCUGGAUAACAUCUUCCAUCUCUUCAUUCAAAGGAAUAAAAACAGUAAAAUUCUGACAAACACACCUGGAUAGAGAUGUGACAUAUUUUGUAGUUUGUUCCACUCUGUGAAGAACCAGGAAUACAUUUAAUUUGCAAUGUCUUAAUAAAAGGAUUUACAUGAUA